AUGUGUAAUCACCAUCGAAAAAUUCCUUGUGUAACCCCCCGGAUUGCUUGUGAAUCACCCCAGCUUCUUCCUUGUGUAACUCACUUUCGUUUUCUUGCUUGUGGAUCUCACCCCCGGCUUCUUGCUUGUGUAACUCACCCUCGGCUUCUUCCUUGUGUAACUCACCCCCGGCUUCUUAUUUAUUUAACUUCAUGCCAUAAAUCUUCCUUGUGGAACUCACCCCCUUCUCUUCUUCACUUGUGUGUAACUCACCCCUUUUUUUCUUGCCUGUGGAACUCACCCCCGGCUUCUUCCUUGUGUAACUCACCAUCGGCUUCUUCCUCAUGUGGAACUCACCCCCAGCUUCUUCCUUGUGUAACUCACUUUCGUUUUCUUGCUUAUAACUCACCCCAGCUUCUUCCUUGUGGAACUCACCCCCGGCUUCUUCCUUGUGUAACUCACCCCCGGCUUCUUGCUUGUGGAACUCACCCCUAUCUUCUUCCUUAUUCUUACUUGUGGAACUCAAAUGAAGCUUCUUCCUUGUGUAACUCACCCUCAUAUCUUCUUCCUUGUGUAACUCACCCUCGGCUUCUUCCUUGUGUAAUUCACCCCCGGCUUCUUGCUUGUGGAACUCAAAACCUGGCUUCUUGCUUGUGGAACUCACCCCCUGGCUUCUUCUGUCUUCUUCUUUUAUCUUCAUCUUCUGUAAUAUAUACUUCCUUCUUUUUCUUCUUCUUAUUCUUCUGUAGUAUAUUAUACUUUUUCGCUUCUUCGUCUUUUGUACUCUAUUCUCUCUUUUCAUUUCUUCUCUUAUAUAUUUUAUUGUUUUCCACGUGA
Acanthosepion pharaonis is the source of this 816-nucleotide messenger RNA. NCBI's taxonomy places the organism in Eukaryota, Metazoa, Mollusca, Cephalopoda, Sepiida, Sepiidae. The record is from the annotation of a GenBank genome assembly.